AUGGCUCCAAAGUUACAACAGUGCCCCGUCUGCUUUAACCACUAUAGAAGCACUCCAGACGGAAAGUUAUGUCGGCAAGGAGGUAAAGUGAAAGGACAGGAAUGCUCGGGGUCCCGGAAAAAAGUUGAUCCAUCGGGCGCGAGGGCUGCUUCGCCUCUCGGUGCCGCACCCGACCCCAAGCCCGGGUUACCCACACGGUCGACGGCCGCAUCGGUCUCCGGUGAUCCUCUCGACCUGGAUUACUCUGGUGUUUUUGACAAGCUGACGGCCGUGCUGAAAUGUGUACCGGUGUACGACCAUAUCCCUAAGCCAUGCAGGGAGAAGUUCGCACAUGAUCUAAACGCCUUGCUGACGGCU
Messenger RNA from Helobdella robusta, 357 nucleotides. RefSeq lists its product as hypothetical. The record is from RefSeq and is a predicted model, not a curated record. The transcript has a single exon. The annotation marks the transcript as partial. NCBI's taxonomy places the organism in Eukaryota, Metazoa, Annelida, Clitellata, Rhynchobdellida, Glossiphoniidae.